Messenger RNA from Lichtheimia ornata, 3765 nucleotides. RefSeq lists its product as uncharacterized. Gene Ontology annotation, cellular component: cytoplasm. The record is from RefSeq and is a predicted model, not a curated record. Bases 1 to 3765 code for a protein of 1254 amino acids. Gene Ontology annotation, molecular function: phosphatidylinositol binding. Lineage: Eukaryota; Fungi; Mucoromycota; Mucoromycetes; Mucorales; Lichtheimiaceae. Gene Ontology annotation, biological process: signal transduction; regulation of GTPase activity. The transcript is spliced from 8 exons.
AUGCCACAGCAACCAUCACAACAGCAACAACGACAACAUCAACAACAACCAGUGGCAGUUUAUAGUAGUCUUUCGGACUCGCAUACAAGUCGCGAUAUUCAACACUCUCCUCAACAAGAUCAGCUGUGGAAGAUCAUUGAGAAGCAGCGCGUCCUCAUUCAAGGCCUUCAAAAGAGUAAUGCCAUUCUUGCUGCCGAACGUGAUGGACUACGCGACCGUAUUGUACAUCUCGAACAACGACUUGCUUCUUCCAACAAGGGCGAGACUGGCGAAGACGUAUCAGUGCCUGGAUCAAUGACAUGCUAUAGUCCUACUCCACCACCUCGAUCACCCUAUCGAGCCAGCAAUAGCAACAGCAAACACAAUGAUGAUAACAGUAGCAGUAGUAGUGGUCAUCAGCAUCCUUAUCAUCAUAAUGCAGAUAACACCAGCCGAGGCGUAUCUCCUCCACCUCCACCUCCACCACCUUUUGACCGAAGACCUUCCACACCUGCAUCUCCUCCACCAGCACCUUCAACACCUACUUCACCUCAAACCAUCAUUGAAAAGGAUGCUCAGCUUUAUGCUCAAUAUCAAAUGUCGAUCCAACGAAAGGAGAGUCAUCAUUACAACAGCAACAACAACAACAGACCAACACCAAGUAAAUCAACCGAUACAGCAACAUCAUCAUCCUAUUAUCAUCGACCCGAGUUAGGAAAAUGGUCAUCAUCAGCAGUCGAUGUUAGUAGUAACGGCGUCCACAAGAUCCAUCAUUCUCGAUCCAACAUCAAUGACAGUACGACAACGUCGUGGUCACCCUCCCCGAGUAAUAGCAAUGAUGAUGAUCAUUCUUCCCCUGCUGCUGCUGCUGCUGCUGCCGCCGGUGGUGAAGCUCCGCUGAGACUAGCCAAGUUAAUGGAUGAUGUGAUUGUCAAGGUGGUGGGAUCCAAUAUCAAGCGUAACGAAAAAGGUCGUGAGGUGGUAUCCUUUGUCAUUUCUGUGGGAAAGCGUGGUGGUGGUGGUGGUGGUGCAUCUGAUACUUAUGAAGAGCUAUGGCGGGUCGAAAAGCUUUAUUCGGAUAUCCUUGCACUUGAUACCAAGAUCAAAUCCACCGGGGAUCACACUAUCAAGAAAAAGAUGAGCAAAUUACCCGACAAACAGCUGCUAUCUUCUAAUAGUCGUGCGCCAAACAAGAUUGAUCAACGAAAGGUUGCACUCGAGCAAUACUUGCAGCAUCUUGUGUCUCUACCACAUUCAGAUAUCACUGACAUUUGUGAAUUCCUCAGCACGAAUGUAUGCGAACGUGACGUAUCCUUCCAGAAAACGGGACGUAAAGCAGGGUACUUGACCAAACGAGGCAAGAACUUUGGUGGAUGGAAAUCACGUUACUUUGUUAUCAAUGGCCCUGUAUUGGAAUAUUAUGAAUCGAAGGAUGGUGCUUAUUUGGGAGAGAUUAAGCUUACCAAUGCACAACUUGGACGACAAACCAAACCCCAUCCUGCUGUGGAAGACAUUGUAUAUCGUCAUGCAUUCUUGAUUGUGGAACAAAAGCGACCAGGCGUCCAUAGUAGCCUCUCUCGCCAUAUUUUGUGUGCCAAUUCUGAUGAGGAACGUGAUGAAUGGGUUCAAGCGUUGAUGCUCAACAUUCGUCAAGGAGGGGACAACAGCAGCAGCAGCACAUCAUCAUCCAGUACCAGUAGAGCGGACAAUGUCGGUGGUGCGGGCAACAGCAGCAACAAUGGCACCAACACUAAAAAGGCAACGAAAAAGGGUGACAAGACACGUAAAAUAUCCAAGGUGGAAAUUCGACCUGUUGCAGCUGCACCUAUCAGUCAUAUGAAACCGAACCUUGGUGCGGACAUGGACAAGUUAACAUCCGUUCCUUCCGUUAACGUGGUUCCUCUCUCAUCCCCAACUUUGGAUAACAACAAUGUCAUCGAUGAAUGCAAAAGCCCAACAAGUGAUAGUGCUCCAGAACCAUCUCCAUCGUCAUCAUCAUCAGCUACGCUAUCGACAUCGUUACCCAAUAUGCAUGUGUCACCUAUGCUUGGUGGACAUUACCAACCACAGCUAGCGAGCCCACCACCACCACCACCUCCUCCUCCUCCUCCUUCAUCAUCACACCAAGGAUCGACAACUCCACCUUCAAGUACUACUUCUUCACCAACACCACCACCUCCUCCACCACCUCAUCAAACACCUCCUUCACGAGAAAUGCCGCCUCGUAGAAAUUCCACUAGCAAUGUAUCAGAGUCAAUGGAUGAUGAUUCAACACGUUUACGACAAACAAUGGGUUCGCCUAUCCCCAAUGCUAUCCGCAGCAGUGAAGAUUUGGUACUUGAUAGUGGCAACAAUGAUGUAUCGGAGCGUCGUAUCAAGCAAAAAGCCAAUCGUGUCACCAUGUGGGGAAAGAAAAUGUUCAGUAGCAGUAGUAGCAGUGGCGGUGGAUCAAGCAAUGCUGAAGGAGGAGGUACUGGAUCACCUAAUCCAAGUGCAAGACCAUCCACAUCCUCUUCGUUGGCUCCAACAGACAAUAAUGACACCGCUUCAAGGAUGAGUAGCGUGCCUUCUGGUUUUCGUAGCUUCUUGUCAAGAUCAUCCAAUGAUUCCAAUGAACGUCAUUCAGAAGAUAGCAAUGGAUCCAAGCAAGUCUUUGGUGUCCCUCUCGAAGAUGCUGUGCGUGUGUCACGUGUUGUGGAAGGCUACGAAUUGCCAUCUGUGGUAUACCGAUGCAUUGAAUACUUGGAUGCAAAAAAGGCAGUGAUGGAAGAAGGCUUGUACCGUCUCAGUGGCAGCAACAUGGUUAUCCAAAAGUUGAAAAAGAAGUUCAAUCAAGAUGGCGAUGUGAAUUUAUUGGCAGCCAAGGAAGAAUACGAUGUACAUGCUAUCGCUGGAUUACUCAAGCUUUGGUUACGAGAAUUGCCUACAACGGUAUUGACACGUGAACAUCGCGCCGACUUUUUACAUGUCAUUGAUCUAUUGGAUCGAAAGGAUCGUGUCAACGAGCUUGGUCGAUUAGUAUCAUUGAUUCCAUUGGCCAAUUACACUCUCUUGCGCGCAUUGACAGCUCACCUAUUGCAAGUGGUGCAGCAUUCUGAGACAAACAAAAUGACGAUGCGCAAUGUCAGCAUUGUGUUUGCACCCACACUUGGUAUCCCGCCGAGCAUUUUCAAUUUGUUCAUGAGCGAGUUCGAGUACAUCUUUUGGACGACCGAGAACGGUGAUGCUGCCCCACGUAUGAUUGAAAAAGAUGAAAAAGAUAACGAGGAGCAAGUUGCCAAUGAAGAAAAAGGCGACAAUCAGGCCGCACAACAACAACACGAAGAAGAAUCACCAGCUCCUCCUAAUACCACUGAUACGGAUACCCAACAACAAGACAAGCCAACAACACCAUCGUCAUCACCAUCACCAUCACCACCUCUACCAUCUCUUCAACGUAAUCACACUUUGAGGCUACGUGAGGAAUCGGGUCGCAGUAACCGAAACAGUGUCAAUUAUAUGGAUGGUGCACCCAAUGCUAUUGUAUCAAUGGAGAAGAACGUGGAUGGCGUUUCAGCUUUAGCCAUGGAUGAAGAGGAAGAUGAUGUGGAUGAUCUUGCAGUGCUCAAAACUAGCGACGAAGAAGAGUCCUCCGAUCGGGAUGAAGACGAGGUUGUUGAAGCUCUUAUCAAUAAGCGAUACUCUCGCUUGCCGCCACCCCAAGGAUUAUCACCCAUGCCACCACACCGUGCACCAACAACAACAUCCUCCAAAGGAUCAUCUGCACUUCAACCUCUGCAACAAUGA